Molecule: messenger RNA, 5463 nt
Organism: Colletotrichum higginsianum IMI 349063
Lineage: Eukaryota; Fungi; Ascomycota; Sordariomycetes; Glomerellales; Glomerellaceae
Product: RasGEF domain-containing protein
Exons: 2
Coding region: 1-5463 (1820 amino acids)
Biological process (GO): Ras protein signal transduction; positive regulation of GTPase activity
Cellular component (GO): plasma membrane
Molecular function (GO): guanyl-nucleotide exchange factor activity
Source: RefSeq, a predicted model, not a curated record
AUGGAGGCCACCGAACCCCGGUCCCCGCAAGUCGGCCCCGGCUUCGGCGUGCGCCCUCCUCAACGCGACCAGCCUCCGCGCAGCCCAUUAAGCCCGAGAGGCAUAGCCACCCGCAGCUCGAGACUCGGAGGGUCGCCAAAGUCUGGAACUGGAGACGGCGACAGGGAAGGCCAGAGCCAGAGUGCCACCGCUGGAGUCGGAGCAACAUCUGGGGGGAAAUGGUCUGCCAAGAUGCGCCUGCCGGCGUCCUCGACGAAACCGUUGGUUCCCGCGACGGAAAGGAUAUCCGAGGAGAGAAAUCAGGUCUCUACGCGACGCAUGAGGGCCGACAGCUCCGCCGACGAUAAGUUCGAGAUUGCCCCCGAUGGAGGUUCUGCUGGACGUGAAGGAAGACAAUUCACCGUUGCCAACGUGGGGAACAAUGGCCGCAUAUACUUGAGACCGACUGUCCGCCCCGCCAACCAGAGAUACCCUCAGCCCAAUUUUGUCUUUCCCAUAACGCCACCAGGGACGGCCGGUCUUGAUGCCCUGACGGAGAAGCAAAAGCAAAAGGGCGCAAGCGAUCUUCAUCUGAGCCAGUGGACCGACACGCCGCCCACUCCUGCAACGCCUGCAACGGUCACCAGCCCUUUAACGUCGAGUAGCAGCCGUUACUUUUCCGCCCACGCCCCGCGGCCUUCUCAACACCGACGCGCCCACUCCGAUUCAACGGUUCACGACGGCGCCACGAGUCGCAAUUCUGAGGCUGAGGGUUUCAAGAUCGUCAUCUCUAAGCCCGGCGACGAAAAACGAGCAAAAACCACCGAGGAUCUGGAUGCGCCUCAAAUUCCAAUGUUAGACAUUGAAAUUCCAAAUUGGAAAUUGGGCAACCCGCGCUUCACCGCUAGAGGCACUCCAUUCUUCAGAGGCUCGAGUUAUGCCCCGACGGACGAGUUUCCUUCUUCCAGCAACGUCUCUGUUCUGCACAAAUCUCCGACGGGCGACCUCGUUCCAAGGAUGCCCGAGUCAACAGCGUCCAGGAAGCCUAGUCCCAUCUCGAUCCCUCAAAUACGCCUGCCACCCCUGGAACCCUCGAGGUUCGCCGACCCUCUCAGUCCGCCUCCCAUGACGACGCCCCGGCUGCCCGCCGUCCGCUCCACCUAUAUGUCGACCCAUCUGGUCAUCGAACCCACCAUGUUCGAUGCCCUCACAUUCAAGCCGACAUGCGACGACAAAUCCAUAGUGCGGUACUCUCCCGCCACAGGCGCCGUGACGGCGGCGACACCGCCACGACUCGUCGCCGAGUUUACCUCUCCCAGCUUCCUCGACUACGAACUCAUUUCCGAUUUUUUCCUCACGUACCGGACCUUCCUGGAGGCAGGCGAUCUCCUGAAGUUGCUGAUGGCGCGGUUACGAUGGGCAUUGGGCCGAAACGAUGAAAUCGGCAUGGUUGUCCGGGUGCGCACCUUCGUCGCUAUGCGCCAUUGGAUUCUCAACUACUUCAUGGACGACUUUGUUGUCGAGUACGGCCUGCGCGUUUCCUUUUGCAACCUCUUGAACGACAUGUUUGAUGAAAUGGCGACUGAACCCCAAGGUCGAAAGGUUCAGUUGAAGAUUCUAGCCGAGCUGAAGAAGUGUUGGCGACGAGUCUGUGCCCAGUUCUGGGAUGGCCCCGAAUUCGAGCCAACCCUUGGACCGGGUGUGCCCAUCGCACCAGGCGGUAUCGCUGGCCACCGAAACGCCAGCCUGGAUCCGUCGUUCUGGGAGAAGGAAGACGCUGCUCCGCGGCUGGAUGGCCUCUUUGCGCCAAUUUUAGAGGACCAAGCAAAGACGAGCUUUCGCGACGAUGUAUCCCGCGCUGGACACUUUGAGGAUUCUCAGGCCAUGGGGACCAGGCCCGCCACGCCGGAGAACCGCCACGUCCAAGAAAUCGACAGACGACAGGCGGCUUCACCUACGAGCAUCGCCAGUAUGGACAUCAUCUCCUGCUCAUUCCCUGGUAAGACCUCGAGAGGGCACCAGCAUGGCAACAACUACACACUGGGUGCUCAUCCUGUAGUACCCGCAAAUUCGACCCAUCCCAGCACAGGGCUUGUUGCCACGACACCGAGGGCGUUGGUUGGGAAGCGCGUACGGGCGGGCCACGGACACAAGAGAAACGGAAGCUUGACGGACUCGCUCAGAGAAAAGGAGCAUGCCGCUGACCGGUCAGGCUUCCAAGACACGGAUUUCCUCAUGUCGCUGCCCUUCGCCGGCAGUCUCGUUCGAGGAAACCUGAUGCCACCCGGUCAGCCGUAUGUCGAGAUCAUGUCCCCCAGCCUCGCAGGUGAUUUCCAGCGACAUACGACGAUAUUUCAGGUGCCAGGACAGCAGCGAAGCGCCUCGGCGAUGUCUGGUCAAGGCAUGAAGAAGCUGAUUGGCAGUGUUCGACGAGCCCUCAGCACAAGAGGGCAAGGCGUCUCCCCAACACAAGGCAACUUCAUCAACAUCUCCCCCAUCGGACCUCGUGGAGCGACGACAAACCGGUUACCCGGGACCGCGAUUGUUCCUCAAGCUAGGCCACAGCACAAUGGAAUCCGUCCCCCUGUGCGGAUAGACCUUCUGGGCGCGGAAAUUGUCGAGGAUUUCAAGAAGGCAGUACGAGAAGACGCUGCCGCAGACGCAGCCAUCGAAACCGAACGAAGGGGGUUUAUGGGCCCUGUCGCUGGCGCUUUGCGCAACGCAGUAUCAAGGGAAGGUCUUGACUACUCAGCAACCCAUCUGGUCUCCUCUUUUGGGAGCAUUCCCGAGGAUGAUAUCCUCCGACCCAUCAGUGACAUGGCGAUUACGACGGGCAGCAAGUCAAUCGUCAUUGUGGACGACACGAUCCCGUUCUCCCUGCCAACGAUGCAUGGGGCGUUGCCAGCUAGCGAGUCCAUCGAAGCAUUUGCCGAUGCAUUCCUGCCCACUGGUGCGGAUCCAACGCCGCCAAAUACACCUCCGGGGCAAGCCGUGGGUACUCCUAGACGGUCGUCUUAUCUUCUCAACCAGCACGUCGUCAGACAAUCCAUUUCGGCAGAUCCUUUGCCUCCUUUUAUACCCGACUUGGCAACCCUGGGCAAUGGCGGCAGCGUACGGCCGUCGAUGGAUAGCGGUCGCCCUUUCUCGGAGUUGGUCGAAGGAACUUCCAGCAGGCCGACCUUUACCAGAUCAGUGAGGAAACACCUUCGGCAGAAAUCGAGCAGGACGAAUCGAUCUCUCGAUUCGGCCAUUAUUCGUCGACGCACAGCCUCGUUUGGAAGCGCAUUCGACCCUCGCUCGACGGUCAAGAGUUUUGACGCAACCACUUACACGGAGGGCUCUGUAGCCGACGAGAACGAGAACGAUACCCUCCCCCAACCUCAACGUGUCUUAAGGCGGCGACCAGGUGGUGAUCUUCGGGCAGUGAAUAACAUAGGUGGCCUGGAUGCCCUGCCACUGCGUAAGUCGCGAUCUACGGGCUCCCUCACAACCUAUUCGGAGUCAAUGCGAAGCUCUUCUCUGCAAAGCCCCAACCACGACACCAGCGCGUUUGUAGACGUUGUCUCGAGCGAGUUCUCGCACCGCGAUGAGGCAGACAACUUCUCCCUCGGUGCCAUGGCAGAGCCGUCGUCAAAACGACAGGUUUCAUUCUUCAGUACCCACUCGUCCAAGCCGAUCAUGCGCCCGUCCUUCGAAGCAGAGGCGCAGAAGCUUGCGCAAAUCCCCGACGACGACGAUGAUGGUGGCGUGGAAUCGGCCCUGCUCAAACUGGAAGGCAAAUACGAAAAGAAGACAUUCAAACUGUCCAUGGAGCCCUCCAAUACUCCGAUUCACGACGCAGACGCCUCCAGUAAGCCCGAUAUGGAGCCUGAAGUUCUCAGAUCAGGCAAGAGAGAGAAUCGUCGGUUACACGUCCUUCCCGGCGAUGCUGCAUUGGACCAGGAGGGUGAGGGGUCGGAGACCCAUUCCAGCUUUCUCAACAUCCCCCGGCGAUCACACACUGCAGCGAGCUUCUUGUCAAACAAAUCUGCGGGAUCCUACUGCUCUAUUCCUCUCUUGGAACGCGGCUUGACGGACGACGGCCGUAGUAAAGCAUCUGUUGGCGGAUGGACGGAUAUGUCCGUACUCCAGGGACCUGAGGAUGACAUAUCCCCGGCAGAGACUCCACGACCAAUGUACGAAGGAUCCUCACGCGAUUCAUCCUUUGAGUUCGUUCAAAGAACCGAAAGUAUGGAGAGAAUCAACCCAAAGGCGCCGCCAAGCGAACAAUCGUUCUUGGACGAUGACAGCGACGAAGACGAUUUGCAUUCUGACCUUUCCUCUGAACUCUCAACCGAGAUGGUUGAGCCGGAAGAGUUUGCCAUGAACCAGACGCAGCCCCUGCCCAAUCGCAAUGCACACCGCAGUGCGUCUAUCCUCGAGUUCGAUCGUCGACCACUGAGAGAGUCGACCAUUGGCAUGUCAGACGGUCCUCCUUCGCCACCAAUGACGCUGUUCCAGGCCCUUCAAAUGUCGCCUGAAGCCGCCCUGGUUCCAGAACUCCAUGAGGAUCAGGUGUACCAGCAAAAGCCUCUCCCGCCGACCCCUGAUACGGUCCUGGUAGCCAGGGACCAAGCGAGGUCGCCAUCUGACCCCACGGGCACCAAGGAAGCCCUGCGCGGCCAGCCCAGGUACUUGGAGCCCGAACGCGAGUCGUCGCUGAGAUUCUCAGUCCACCUGCCGUUCACCCUCGCCUUCGAUUCUGAGAUCUUGGCGCAGCAAUUCACGCUGAUCGAAAAGGACGCUCUCAACGAGAUCGACUGGAAGGAGCUUAUCGAUAUGGCCUGGAAAAACGCGACCAACAACGACUCUCGUUCAUGGGUAGACUUCCUACGCAACACAGACGCCCAUGGUGUUGAAGUCGUCAUUGCGCGCUUCAACAUCAUGGUGAAGUGGGCAUGUAGCGAGAUCGUCCUCACCCAGAACAUCGAGGAACGGGCGCGGUGCAUCAUCAAGUUCAUUCACAUCGCCGCCCACUGCCGCCGAUACCGCAACUUUGCGACCAUGAGCCAAAUCACCAUCGCCUUGACUUCCAUUGAGAUAUCUCGACUUUCAAACACCUGGGCUAUGGUGCCGCCCCACGACAUGCAGACCCUGCGGGGUCUCGAGGCUCUCAUUUCACCUACGCGCAACUUUUACAACUUGCGUGCGGAAAUGGAGAGUGGCUCCGACACGGGUUGCAUCCCGUUCGUGGGCAUCUAUACGCACGACCUGCUCUUCAACGCCCAACGUCCCUCCGAGAUUGCCAGCUCGCCGACGACCGCACCGCUCGUCAAUUUUGAGAGGUGCAGAUACGCCGCUACCAUAGUCAAGACGCUGCUGAGGCUGCUCGAGGCUAGCACGUUGUACCAAUUUCAGCCCGUGGAAGGCAUUACCGAGCGCUGCCUAUGGAUGAGCGCUCUCAGCGACGAGGAGAUACGUAAACACUCCCAUCGUCUUGAAUAA